Molecule: messenger RNA, 2466 nt
Organism: Populus nigra (black poplar)
Lineage: Eukaryota; Viridiplantae; Streptophyta; Magnoliopsida; Malpighiales; Salicaceae
Product: serine/threonine protein phosphatase 2A 57 kDa regulatory subunit B' theta isoform-like
Exons: 3
Coding region: 740-2308 (522 amino acids)
Biological process (GO): signal transduction
Cellular component (GO): protein phosphatase type 2A complex
Molecular function (GO): protein phosphatase regulator activity
Source: RefSeq, a predicted model, not a curated record
AGACAGUGAAAAAAGUUAAUUAAUAAAGAGAUUAAAAAUAAAUUAAAUUCAUACAUCAUCUAAAAACAAAAAUAAAAAAGGAAAUUUUCCAAGUCAACAAACAACAUCGAGGAAAUCAAGAAGAAAAAUUUUUCAUUCUUCUGACCCUGGUUGAAGUUUAUAAUUUGAUGAGGGAUUGUGCUGAAUAUGCUUUGUAGUCCUCACCUUUUCUAGUAGAAAAAGAAAUACGUACAGAGCAGAAAAGGGUUCCUUUUGUUUUUCUUUUCUGUUCCUUUCUCGAGUUCAAUUUAGAAAGUUGCUCCUCCUCCGCUGUUGCUAGAGCUACUUUACAUAGGAGUACAAAGUUUUGAUUUUUGGUGAAGAGAUAGAAGGAGGGGUUCUCAGAUCUUUGGAGGAGUAAAGAGUGGAAGAAAUAAGAGGUUUUGAAUUGGUUGAUUGAGAUUGGAGAAUUAGAGGAUUUUUUUUUGUGUUUGCUUUUGAUUUUGGAGGGGUUUUCGUCUCUUUUCUUUGCUUGACUUUUUGGAAGUCUAGAUUGGAGAUAGAGUUGCCUUUGGUUGGGCACAGCACUUUGGUUUGGUUUCUGUAGCUUACCUUGAAAUGGUUUAUUUUUUUUUAUUCCAGGGAAUGUGGAUUUUGGUUUCAGUUGAUGAAUUCUGGUAAUUUGGAUUGGAUAUUUGGGGAAACAUUGCUGUUGUUCUGUUAGGGUGGGGUGGUGUUUUUUUUUUUGUAUAUAUAAAUUAUGCUCAAACAAUUACUUGGUAAGCUUCCACGAAAGUCAUCUAAGUCGACUGCAAAUCGCGAUCAUGGUGGAAACCAUACCGCCAAUUCAAAUGCUUCUACUGGCUCAAGAAGUAGUAAUGGGAAGUCUGCGAAUUCAAACAUCUCAUCCGUAGCAGUAAAUAAUUCUGCUCCAGAUGUAUCACAAAACCUUGGUAACAGGAUUCAUCAAGGUGUGAAUUCGAAGUUGAAUGGCGAUCUAGGGUUUUCUCAGUACGAAGGACUUCCUGGAUUCAAGGAUGUUCCGAGCUCUGAGAAGCAGAACUUGUUUAUUAGAAAGUUGAACAUGUGUUGUGUUGUAUUUGACUUUACUGAGCCGAUGAAGAACCUCAAGGAAAAGGAGAUAAAGCGACAGACGUUGCAGGAGUUGGUGGAUUAUGUAACUUCCGUGAGUGGGAAAUUCUCCGAAACUGCUAUGCAAGAAGUUAUGAAAAUGGUGUCUGCAAAUUUGUUUCGGACAUUCACUCCUCAACCACGUGAGAACAAAGUUGUAGAUGGUGUUGAUUUGGAGGAGGAUGAGCCUUCUAUGGAUUCUGCGUGGCCACACUUGCAAAUCGUGUAUGAACUUUUCUUGAGGUUUGUAUCAUCAGCCGAGACCGAUGCAAAAUUGGCUAAAAGAUACAUCGAUCAAUCCUUCAUUCUGAAGUUGCUGGAUUUAUUUGACUCCGAAGAUCCCAGAGAAAGGGAAUACUUGAAAACAAUUCUUCACCGCAUUUAUGGCAAAUUCAUGGUGCAUCGUCCAUUUAUCAGGAAAGCUAUCAAUAGCAUUUUCUAUCAGUUUAUUUUUGAGACUGAGAAGUACAAUGGUAUUGCUGAACUUUUAGAAAUUUUAGGCAGUAUCAUUAAUGGGUUUGCUCUGCCAUUAAAAGAAGAACAUAAAAUGUUUCUUGUUCGUGCCAUGAUUCCUCUGCACAAGCCAAGGUGCUUAGCAAUGUACCACCAACCAUUAUCUUACUGCAUCACACAGUUUGUGGAGAAAGACUGCAAACUUGCUGAUACCGUAAUACGAGGAUUGUUAAAGUACUGGCCCAUCACUAAUAGUUCAAAGGAAGUCAUGUUCCUAAAUGAGCUGGAGGAGGUUUUAGAAGCAACCCAGCCACCGGAAUUCCAGCGCUGCAUGGUGCCCCUGUUUCAGCAGCUUGCUCGGUGUUUGAACAGUUCACACUUUCAGGUAGCAGAGAGAGCAUUGUUCUUGUGGAACAAUGAUCCCAUUGAGAACUUGAUCAUACAAAAUCGCAAGGUUAUACUACCCAUCAUCUUUCCUGCUCUGGAGAAAAAUGUUAGAAACCACUGGAAUCAAGCUGUCCGUAGCUUGACUUUAAAUGUACGCAAGAUCUUCGAAGAUCUUGAUCAUGAACUGUUCAAUGAAUGCCUACUAAAGUUUCAGGAAGAUGAAGAGAAGGAAGUUGAGAUCAAAGCAAGAAGGGAAGCCGCAUGGAAACGAUUGGAAGAGAUUGCCACGCAGAAGGCUGCAAGUGAUGCCAUGGUGGUUGCGCCCCGCAAAGCACUCACUUGCAGCGCUUCAGGUUAGCUGUUAGCAGAAGCAUGGAUGUUUGUUGGUAUCACCAUGGACUAUCUAUUUUUGAUUGAGAUGGAUUCAUUAUUUUGAUAAUUUUUCUUUUAGGUGUUUGAUAUGGUUUAAAAUUUGCUUAACUGCCUAAUAAAAUAUUUUGUAAAUUGAUCCUUCUA